UAAUUUUGAAGACAAAGAACUAUAAGGAAACUUAUUAGACCUGACUUCAUUAUUAAUCAAACUGCAUUGCGACUGUACAGUGGCAGCGAGUUAAUGCAGUCGAGACUUAGAACUGAAAAAAUCUGAAUAAAAUAAGAACAAGUAGGAGGCGCUUUUACGACAGAUAUUGAGUAGUGGGACGGGCCUAACAUGCGCAAAGACGAAUUACCCUACAUUAUUAGCACGCUGCACUAUCAUUAACCUAUGCCAUGACCAACACUUUCAUCCGAUGACCUUAAAACAUAAAACGGUCGUUAAUAAAAAUUAUUAAAACAAGUUUACAGACCGUCGUGGAUAUGUAAUUACGCAAAGCGUUACGCCGCUGGGCGUGACAUCACAAAUCAGUCCGGUCAGGCUGAAGACAACGCGUCUAAUGACUAUCUCUUUUUAUGCCUCACGUUAGAGUAAGAAAAAAGAUACGAGCAGGCUGGUGCUGAUCGUAUUCUGUCGAGGGUGUCGCCAUUUUCGUUUUGACGAAUAUUGACAGCACGGCAGACAGACAGUGGCGCGGCCGUCGACGCAGCGUCUGCCAGAUUAUUUUUAUUUUGAUUGUAAAUCAUAUAACGACUGGGCUUGAUUUAUUUACACGUAGUGUAUUUAUUAGUGUUUAGUUUCUUAUUUACAAAACAAUAACUUGUGACGAGUGAUAGAUUAAUUGAGCGGUAACAAUAUAUUUGGUGCUAACCUCCUUCUUUUUUUACUUGUGUUUUGAGAACUGCAAGACGUGAUCGAUAUGUGCAAGAUGUAUUACAGAUGACUUUGCAUCAAAUUUAGCAUCGUGUUAAUUAUCUGAUGCGGUGGCGGUGGUGAGGCGCUCGGGAUGCAGGGCGGCGGCGCGCCCGCCGCUGACGCCGAUCAGGCGCAGUUCGAGGCCGACAAGCGCGCUGUGUACAAACACCCCCUGUUCCCGUUGCUGGCGCUGCUGCUGGAGCGCUGCGAGCAGGCCACGGCGGGGGCGGAGGCGCCGGCGGCCGACGCGUUUGGAGCUGACCUGCAGGCCUUCGUGCAGCAUCAGCGCCGCGACCGCCGCCCCUUCCUCGUCGACGAUCCCGAAAUCGACGGCCUGAUGAUUAAGAGCAUCCAGGUCCUCAGGAUCCACCUGCUGGAGCUGGAGAAGGUGCAGGAGCUGUGCCGAGACUUCUGCGGACGGUACAUCGCCUGCUUGAAGACCAAGAUGCAGAGCGAGAACCUGCUGAGGACGGAUUACAGUGCUGGAGGCGUUGAAAGUAACAACAACUUGUCUGGAACAAUGGACGACCACUCCAGCACAUCUAACUCACCGCAGUAUCAGUCCCCCGCCGCCCCGCUGAGCGCGGCGUCGUUCCCGCCCGUGUACCCCGCCGUCAGCGACCUGCCCUUCGCGCCGCACCGGGACCAGCCGCCUCUCGUAGUCCAAGGUUCGACUCCCAUCGGUCAAAUCGGUGCGGGGCUGCUCUCCACGGAUUCUUUCACGGGUACAAACUCCAACUCGUGCUCGUCGGUGUCGGGCUCCCCCCCGCCCGCGGGCGCUGAUGACGAGGGCGAGGAGGGCGGCAAGCGGGGGGUGCUGCCUCGGCACGCCACGCAGGUCAUGCGCGCCUGGUUGUUCCAGCAUCUCGUGCACCCGUACCCCACGGAGGAGGAGAAGCGGUCGCUGGCGGCGCAGACGCGGCUCACGCUGCUGCAGGUCAACAACUGGUUCAUCAACGCGCGCCGCCGCAUCCUGCAGCCCAUGCUCGACUGUCAGGACAAGCCGGGUGAGAUACUGCGCACUGCACUCACUCUCCGCACGGAGGAGGAGAAGCGGUCGCUGGCGGCGCAGACGCGGCUCACGCUGCUGCAGGUCAACAACUGGUUCAUCAACGCGCGCCGCCGCAUCCUGCAGCCCAUGCUCGACUGUCAGGACAAGCCGGGUGAGAUACUGCGCACUGCACUCACUCUCCGCACGGAGGAGGAGAAGCGGUCGCUGGCGGCGCAGACGCGGCUCACGCUGCUGCAGGUCAACAACUGGUUCAUCAACGCGCGCCGCCGCAUCCUGCAGCCCAUGCUCGACUGUCAGGACAAGCCGGGUGAGACACUGCACACUGCACUCACUCUCCGCACGGAGGAGGAGAAGCGGUCGCUGGCGGCGCAGACGCGGCUCACGCUGCUGCAGGUCAACAACUGGUUCAUCAACGCGCGCCGCCGCAUCCUGCAGCCCAUGCUCGACUGUCAGGACAAGCCGGGUCAGACACUGCACACUGCACUCACUCUCCGCACGGAGGAGGAGAAGCGGUCGCUGGCGGCGCAGACGCGGCUCACGCUGCUGCAGGUCAACAACUGGUUCAUCAACGCGCGCCGCCGCAUCCUGCAGCCCAUGCUCGACUGUCAGGACAAGCCGGGUGAGAUACUGCGCACUGCACUCACUCUCCGCACGGAGGAGGAGAAGCGGUCGCUGGCGGCGCAGACGCGGCUCACGCUGCUGCAGGUCAACAACUGGUUCAUCAACGCGCGCCGCCGCAUCCUGCAGCCCAUGCUCGACUGUCAGGACAAGCCGGGUCAGACACUGCACACUGCACUCACUCUCCGCACGGAGGAGGAGAAGCGGUCGCUGGCGGCGCAGACGCGGCUCACGCUGCUGCAGGUCAACAACUGGUUCAUCAACGCGCGCCGCCGCAUCCUGCAGCCCAUGCUCGACUGUCAGGACAAGCCGGGUCAGACACUGCACACUGCACUCACUCUCCGCACGGAGGAGGAGAAGCGGUCGCUGGCGGCGCAGACGCGGCUCACGCUGCUGCAGGUCAACAACUGGUUCAUCAACGCGCGCCGCCGCAUCCUGCAGCCCAUGCUCGACUGUCAGGACAAGCCGGCGGGAGGCAAGAAAAGUAAAAACGGGUCAUCCAUUAGCAAGAGGUACUGGACCGAUGCGCUCACCAACCCGCAGUUCACAGCUGGUUUGCUGUCGUCGUCGGAGGACGAGGAGGCGGAGGGCGAGCCUUCGGGCGACGAGCAGGAGGCGCAGCGCGACUCGCCCGCCGACCACGCAUACCCGCCGCUGCAGCAGCCCAUGCACUGAGCACUCGCAAUUAGAGCAAGACAUCGACACGUCACAUGACACCACUCCAAGAAGAAGUAUGAAAAAAGACAAAAACUGUGUAUACCAUAGAGUGUAAGUUAGCAUAGAAACAUGUAUACGUAAACAUACCUCACUAUUUUAAACUUACAUUAAUUAUAUAGACGCUUUUUAUUGUCUAUUCUUUUUGAUUCAAUACAUGAGUAUUGUGUGAACAGUGUACAAUUUUUUGGAAAGCAUAGAAUAAAUAAAGUAAAAAUAUAUUAUCAUGUCGAAAUUUACAGAAUAUUUAUAACUGGCAUCACUUAACAAUGACAAUUAUAGCUAUAAAAUUUAACCUCUACAAAAAAUUUUCAUGUUAAAUGCGGUAUGGUAUGUAUUAAAAAAAGUGUACACUGUCAUUUUGUUUUUAAUUUAAAAAAAGUUUUGGAUGAGCACUGUUAUUUGUGGUUAGUAUAUAUUUAUAAAAUAUUUAUAUUUGUAUAACAAACACGAAAGAUGUUUUUGUAUGACUGCAACAUUAUCACUUAUUAACAGAAGGGGUAGAGUCCAUAAUAAAGUUUAAAUUUGAAAGGAACAAAAAAUGUUGCCAUACUUCUUAAAUAUCCCUAUUUUUUGGUGUAUUUUUCAGCUUUCAAAUUAAAAAUAAUUUCGUAUCAUCUUCAUAAUAUGUAUGCGUCGUCAAUUUUUAUGACCGGUUGUGAAUAAAGUAGUUUUGUUUUUCAACCUUCACCGACUGAGCAAAAUGAAAUAGUAUAAGAAUAUUUUUUACCACAAAAAAAAAGAAAACUAUAGACAAUACCGUCCAUAGACAAAUUGUAUUUAUUUGUAAAAAAAUAAGUUAAUAUACUGAUAUUAUUUUAGUUUCUUUUUCUACAGCCGCCAUACUAGUUUAAGAAUAGUUAUAGCAUAAACAUAUAGAAUACGAAGAAGUUAUCGCCGCUUGUACGGACCUCCUUGGAGUAGGGAAGUAUGCGCUGUGGCCUUUACGCAAGUGGUCUUGAGUUCGAUUUUAGGUUGAGGUUAAUUCUAGUUUCCAAGUCGUUCUAGGAAAAGUUUCGGGUUGUCGGUGACUUACAAUUAUAUUGAAUAAUACUGACCAAAAAAACUUUGCUAACCCGUCAUGGUGGUAGUCAUAUUCCUACUUAGCGAGUUAUUAUAAAAAGUGGCGAAUUCUUAUUCUACUUGUUUAUGAAUUUUGUGUACUUUUAAAAGGCUAUACGAUCAAAAUAUACGAUUCAAGAAAAAAAAAUGUAUACUCAAGAAACCUAUUCGAUUCAAAACCUGUAUACGCGGAAAGUAAUAAUAUCGGGAAAUUUUAAAUUUAGAUGUAAAUUUUAAAAAAUGAUUCGCAGUAUUCGAUUAACGGGAACUCGGUGUCGAUUCCCCUUAAGUGUUAAAUGUAAGCGUAUUUUUAAAUAAUCGAUAAUAAUGUGCUAUCAACAGUCAAAUUUAUGAAUAGCAAUAAUGAAAUGAAAAUAAAUUUAAUGUAUCGUUUUUUAAAAAAAUCAGUUAUUUUGCAAAAACACUCGUACUGGUAUUAUUAAACUGAAAAUAUUUUAAAAAUUUUGUUAAUUACUAUUAACAAUUAUCACAUGUUAACACUCAAUUAUCAUUAAUAAAAUUAAUACAAAGCUAGGACGUCAAAAUCGUAAACCACACGAAAGUUGCUAAAGAUAGUUAAAAUGUAAAUUAUUUUUAUCUGGCAACUUAUACACAUACUGUGCCUGUGUGUCUCUAUAUAACAAGGCGUCACUAAAAAGUGACUGAAAAUUAAUUCAUAGAUACACCAGAACAUUGUGUAAAUAUGUCGAGGUGCUAGGUAAAUUUAAUACAUAUUUAUAUACAACUCUCAAAUAAAAUAUUAUGUCACUUGACGUCUUAUCGCAAUACGCGUGUCUUAUAAAUUCUAUGGCAUAUCGGAUGGAAAACCUGGAAUUUUACGCACUAGGUAUAUAAAAUUUCACGUCAACACAUGUAUACGUCUUAAUACCUUACAUAUUAGAAAUACAAUUUAUCCACAGUUGAUAAUUUAAUUUACUACUUUUUUUUAUAAAACCAGGCAGUUUAUACUAUGUAUAAGGUAACCCCUGUGAGGGUAGGAAUCCCCGGUUCUGUAUAAUGAGGUACAAGGAGUUAAAAUUACAAAGGUGUUCUAAAAUUAUGAAAUAAAGAAAAUAAGUUAAAUUAUUGAUUUAUUUUCGGCAUUUUAAUGCACAAAUGAUUGUUAGGGAAAAUCUUCGUAAAUGUAAUGGUCUGGAGGUUAUUAUGGCAGUCAUUAUUGUUACAUUAACAUUAUGUAAAAAUAUCUUUGUGAUCCAAUAAAAAUAAAGAAAUAAGAACUUUCUCAUGAUAUCAGCAGCAAAUAACAAAUAAGACUAUAUAGUCUGUUUUCCCUAGCUUCGUUAUACAGGACCGGCGAUACCAAAUAAAGAUUCAAGCUUCGUAUCUUCCAUGAUUUUGUAUUUAAGAAAAAAGAACUGUAUUAAUAUAUAGAGUAAGAGAUAUUUUUGUUAAAGUUUUACUUAGAUUUUGGCCUAUUAUCGAUUUCUGUGAAAGUAGCUUAUAGAUUCUAGUGUUUAGGGUACCGACAUUUUUAUAUUGAUGAAUGUAAACGAAUGGAAUUGAAUUUUUAAUUGAAACUAUCGCAAUUAAUUACAAAAAUGUUUAUACUAUGACAUUAUUUUGAAAAAAAUUUAAAUGUUGUCAUUGUUAAACAUUUCAUAAAAUCAACUACUUUUUAUGUAUUUCUUUGCACUACACUAAAUUGAGAUGAAAAACUAUUCAUUCUGUUGUUUUUUCCUCUCAUUUACUAAUUUGUCAUUUCUUUUUUUUUUUAUUUUGACAAAUAAAUAAUGAAUGAAAUAUUAUUAUUAUAUAAUACACCAAAAAUAAAAAAUUAACAAACAAGAAAUUAACUUAAAAACUAAAGUAAAAUUGGCGCCCUUAACGCUAAUGAGCGAUCUCUUCCAGAAUAAAUAAAUGAGAAAAAAAAUUAAUGAAAAACUAAUAAUAAGCGUUAUGAUACUAUAACUAUUAUUAUGCAUUAUGUAUAAAUUGUUUAUUAUUAUGCGUUUUUACAUAUAUUCGUUAAUUUCUGUCACUGGCACACCAUUAACAACUUUUAAUUUUAUCUGUGAUUUUUAAUUGGAUAUUACUUUUUCGGAUUUUGUAUAUUUUAUAUUUAUAAGUUUUGCAAUAUGUGUAUGUUGCAGUUUGAAUGUUGUAUAAUAUGUAAAUGAUAAAUAAAAAUGUCGGUAUUGUCGUCUGUUAUACGAUGAAACGGAUAUACGUAAUUUUUAAAGUGAAAUAUAAGAUUUUUUUAUAAUAAUUUUUAAUUCGUCUGUAUCUAUGACUAUGGUAGGGCAGAAUAUAAUAAUAUGCUACUUUUAGUUUCUUAAUAGAUAGAUUUAAUUAUUUGAAUAAAUUGACUUUAUUAAUAUUAUAUGUACCUAUCUAUAAUUUACAAAAAAAAAAAAAUAACAUAAUGUUUACCAAAAUAAUUUUGUUUGAGUCAUAGUUUUUUCAUUAGAAGCUAAAGUAGCAUAUUUUAUACAUUACGAGCCCUUAGUGAUAAAAUAUUCUUAAAGAUUAAUAAUAUCUGCCUUAUUAUUAAAAAGUAGGUAUAUCAGAAUUACAUAUUUCAGGAAGAUUUAAAAAACUUCAGUUAAUCCUUAUUAUUUAAUUUAGUUUUUUAAUAUUUCUGAUGCACUUUAGUUUUGUAUAUAUAGCUUUUAUUUACAAGCAAAAGAAAACCCGUACUUUUUAACUAUAAGGUAGAUUCAUCGAGAAUAAAGAAGACAUAUGACAUGAAUUGCUUUUAUUAUUAUCCAAAAUGAUAAAACAGAUACAUUAUACUGAUUGAAUUUAUUGUAUACGAGUACAUUAUAAAAUAAGUAACAUAGCGGCCAAGUUGUGAAAUCUUAUGCUGGCAACACUGUAGAAGUACUACUACUAUCGGCCACGAAACCAAGUAAUGCUGAUUGCUAGCUAGUCCAAAUCUAAAUGGUUGUUGAUAAAUUAAUAAGUAAUUAAUUAUUUUUUUUAUAGCUGAAAGUAAAGAUAAUCAAAACUAAACAAUAAUAAAGAUUAAAAUAAAUAAAAAAAAAAACAUAAAUGAUUAAUCUAAAAACAAUAGAUAUAUAAUAAUAUUAUAAUUUUUCUGAUUUUUGUUUGAAAUUUAUACUUAUAAAAACAUUAUAAAUAAAAAAGAAAUUUAAUAUACAUAGUUUAUUUAUUUGUUUGUUUAAAUUUCUUGUAAUUCAUCUAGUUAGAUGGGCAAAUCAUGUCAUAUGUCCCAUUAAGAAAUGUCCAGUGUAGUAUACCAUAGAGAAUAAAAAACGCUUUUAGUAUAACGUUUCAAGUUGAUUAAUUAUACCUAUUGAUUAUAAUUAAGGCAUAAUAAUUUACUAGUCAAUAAAAACAGUCUCGCUAUAUGAUUUUUUUUUUGUAUUUUUACGAACUAUCUUGGGAUCUGUCAAAAUUUUUACGCAAGGUUACUUUUAAAAUAAUUAUUAUUUUUACAAAAGUGAUUCGUAAUUGUUUUAAUAAUAAUAAUAAUAAUUUAUUUAUUUGCUUUAAACAUGGGUUAUACAAUAUGGUUAAUAAAAUUAAACAUACAUUUCGAUCCGAACAUGUUUUGCCGUUAUAGGCGUGCAAAAUAUUUAUGAAAUUUUCCAAUAUUGUUAUUUAUUAAAUGUCAUGUUUUAUUUGAAUGGGUUAUAUAAUAAUAGAUUUAAUAUGACAAUUAACAUAUAUUUUGAUGUUCUUGCUGGUUUUACACUAUUUUAGAAGAAACAUUGUUUAAAAAUUAAAACACAAUGAUGUUGUACACAACAUCGGACACAUAAUAUAUGUGUCCGAUCUUGUGUAUCCUAUAAACUAUUACCAUUUACAUUUUGUUAACAAUUUUAACAGAUCUCAACGAUACAAGAUCAUGUACAGUUCGCUGCAAAAUAUAAUCUUUUUCGCAUGCCAAA
Bicyclus anynana (squinting bush brown) is the source of this 8049-nucleotide messenger RNA. Its product is annotated as homeobox protein PKNOX2. Gene Ontology annotation, molecular function: RNA polymerase II cis-regulatory region sequence-specific DNA binding; DNA-binding transcription factor activity, RNA polymerase II-specific. Gene Ontology annotation, biological process: regulation of transcription by RNA polymerase II. Bases 860 to 3073 code for a protein of 737 amino acids. Lineage: Eukaryota; Metazoa; Arthropoda; Insecta; Lepidoptera; Nymphalidae. The transcript is spliced from 12 exons. The record is from RefSeq and is a predicted model, not a curated record.